AUUGCGGAUCCCUGGGCAUUUUUCUGUUGCGUGCUUUUAACCCUGUCCUUCACCGUCUCAUUCGCAUCAUGGUGUAUUUGUUAGCCUAUUCUGUGGCGUGCAAUAUCUAUUCGACUCCGAUUUGAUUCCAGCGGACAUCCCGUGUCGGCUGCCCGUCGCGGAGCGCAACCUCGGCAGCCAUGUGCCGAAAGUGGAGCUCCUCCAACGGCCUGGGACCGAUCGCGCAGCUCCGCCCGAGCUCAUCCCGCUUCUGACCGUGGCUGGUUCGUUCCCGCGCUUAGCUCUUUUAGGCGUUGUAACUCGUGCGAACAGCACUGCAGAUGUCCUCAUAAAGAAGGAGUGGUCACGUACUAAGCAGCCCCUUCUUUACCAGCGCAUCUGGCAGUGCCUGUUACCCAUCGCCGUCUCCCUCGUUAACACAAUGGACGGUGACUCUCCCACGGCCCCUUCGCUGGGCUCCGACGAGAACUCAGCCUCACCCCUGUCCAUGCAAAUGUCCAAUUCCAUGAUCGAGAACGGGUUGGACUUUGAGCAUGGCGAAGGUGCGAGCGCUGGGAUUAAAGCGACCACCGACGACGCACCGCAGCCACUCAAGCGGUGCUGCAGCCCGGGCGACGACCGGAACCCAUCGCCCGUAGUCGCCAAGCUGGCUCGUUUAGACGACCCUUCCGCCCGCACGUCAGCGGAUAUCGACGAUGACUUCAAGAACGACCUGCUUGAGGACGAUUUUGGCGAGGCCGAUGAAGGCGACGGCUUCACCGUCGGCGGGGACGUCUGCGGCCCGGGCGAUCAGGGUCUGCCCGUGCUCAGCUUCGACAUCUUGGACGAAGUGGGCGCGGGGCAGGGCGACGAAGACGACGAGGACGAGGACGACGCCAACAACGGGUAUGGCGAAGGCAGUGAGAGCGAUAUUUCAGACGACGAGAUCGAGGCGAUGCUGGAGGCUGGGCUGUACACGCGCAAGCUGGACGUGGACGAGGACGAAGACAUCGCGCACGAGGUCAAGGAGAAAGUCAUCCUCAGAGUUCGCGGCCAUGAUCAUUUUGACGUACUUCCCGAGGGUUGGAUUCAAGUCACCCACAACAGCGGAAUGCCUGUAUAUUUGCACAAACAAUCGAGAGUUUGUACUCUGUCCAAGCCUUACUUUCUUGGCCCUGGAAGCACCAGGAAACACGAGGUCCCCAUCUCCGCCAUCCCCUGCCUACACUAUAGAAGGGAGAAGGAGAAGGAGGAGAACUGCCCCAUUGCUAAUGGCAUUCCAGAAGGGGCUGAGGUCUCGUCCGACAAGCCAGCUGAGCUAGCGGCCCGCGUCCCCGCUGCCAAGGUGGAAAGUGUGAAGGAAAGUCAGAAGGAACGCUCCCUAGAUUUCAUGGCAGUCAGAGAGUAUUGCCAGGGACUCUUUGACUUUCAGACCAUUCAGCUGAAGAAGUUCAAAACUUGGGCUGGCCGUCGAAAGCACAAGAAAAAACUCAAGCAGAUGCAGCGUCCCAUGCUUCCCGAAGGCACCAAGCUUAUCAUGUGUUCACUGCCCCCAACGUCGGACACCAGCCAGAUCACGGGAGGCCACUCCAAAAGAGAGUUCAUCAUGAAUCCCAGUGGAAAAUCAAAUGUCUGCAUUUUACAUGAGUAUGUGCAACACGCCAUGAGAACGCAACCUCAAUACACAUUCAAGGAGCUGGAAAGUUCCAGCAUGCCUUACGGAGCUACGGUCGUCAUCAAUAGCAUCGAGUACGGCUCCGGGUUCGGCAGCAGUAAAAAGCAGGCAAAGUCUGAAGCAGCAAGGGCAACCCUUGAGAUCUUGAUCCCCCAAAUGAAAGAUACAAAUGUGAAGAGCGAGAAGAGUGAAGACUUCUUUCAAGACGUCGCAUUCUUUGACGAGAUCAAAGUGGAGGACCCACGUGUCAACGAGCUGUGCGCCAAAACUGGACAGCUUUCGCCAUACCAAAUCCUGCUAGAAUGCCUAAAGAGGAAUUAUGGAAUGGGAGACACAGAGAUCAAGCAGGAGAUGAAGAACAUGAAGCAUCAGCGCAACGAGUUCAUUAUGUCUGUCGGCAAGCAUAGUGCGAGCGUCAUCUGCAGGAACAAGAGGGAUGGGAAGCAGAGAGCAUCUCAAGCCAUUCUUCAGGCACUUCAUCCUCACAUCACUUCAUGGGGUUCCUUACUCAGACUAUAUGGAAAAGGAUCAUGCAAGACAUUAAAAGAAAAGAAGGAAGAAGAGCAGCGGAUCACCAAGCUCCAGAGCAAGGCCAGUGCCAAUCGCCCCAACCUGUGCAUACUCAACAAGCUCAAAGAAGAGAUGGCCAAGCUUAAGGAGCGCAGGGAGGCCAUGAAGCCCAUCGGCAAGUUCAUCCCCCAAGAAACUGAGUUUCCUUCUACGUCAGCCUCAGACCUCAAAGUCGUUGAGUUGUGAUUUUUUUUUUUUUCCCUAAAAUCUCUCUGGUCAGGUUUUUUUUUUUUUCCUUAAUCUUGGAAGACAUUCCUUACGAGCAUUCCUCCCAUUGUUGUUUGCAACGAAAGCUCUCUGAGAUGCAUAUGUCCCCGAGUUCUUCAACAUGCUCCAAAGUCAUCCUUGCAGCUUGAAGCUAAGGUAACUUAUAGUGGGAGGGAAGUGCAGAAAAAAAAAUGUAUUUCUACUUGCAGUCAGUCAUACCAUUUCGGUGUUUGGUGCUUGUCAUAACUGUGAGCAUGAAGAGAUGCACUGUAAGGUUCUUGAGAAGGCUUCUACCUAGCUUUUUAUUGUGGCUGCUUCAAUUUUACCCCUAUCUUUCUGUUAUUGUUUAGGUCGGACACAGUGGCAUCCCCAGAAGCCAUAGAAAGUUUUUCUUUUACCCAGUUGUAAGUACGUAGCUUCAGGUCUAUAUGAUGAAUAAUGGAUCUUAACGUUAUUAACAUACAAAGGACGACACAGUGUGGCCGAAAGCGUGAUUGCCAGUUUUUUUACAUUUUUCUUGCACAGUUAAAAAACUGUUAUUAGCGUUGCUGUAUGCUCUGAAGAGGGGCAUUAAAAGUAUUCGAAAAAUGAGGGGGGUGACAGGGGAGGGAACUUAGAUUUUCCUCCCCUCCCCUGAAUUGUUAGCUAGAAAUGUCUCAAAUGUUGAGAAAGGGGGGGGGGGGGGGGGCGUUAUCCCCCCCCUCCCCCCUUCACUUUUUUCCUGUCCCGACGCCACUAGCUCUGAGAUGUGCAUAUGUGUGACUCCAACUUAAAAGGUGAAAUUUGGUGUUGGUCAUGGAUGCUUGGGCAAACUGUAUCGCACAUCCUAUGCUGUCCACAUGGUACAUUUUAUGUUAAAAAUGCCAUGGUGUUUUAUGCCAAGUUGCUUCUUUGUUUUGGGCUACCAUUUUUUUUAAUCUUUUGCAUGCUGUAUGAACUGACGAAGGCUUUUUAUCAACGUCUCAGUUUACGUUUGAGCUUUUAAUCUUGCGCAGCUUGUGAGGCCACGCGUUUCUUGGCGGUCAUUAUACAAUUUUAUUAAGAACUAAACUUCUACCCAGUAUGGCUCUAGAUUUUUAUGAAAUGGGAACAAAGUGUUGGUUGGUGUUGGGAUGUUUUGGCAUGGUGAUAUAUUUUUCUGGUCUGUGUGAGUGUCUGGACAUUGUAUUUUUUCCACUGUAGAAGCCACUGGCUCUUGUACCUUCGGUAAUAGCUACAGAUACAAGUUCUGUUUGCCGAAUUGUUAUGCUGGUCAUAUUUUGUGUCGAAAAGCUUCAUCUAGUGUGGUUGGUAAUUGUUUCUACCCCUACCCAUUCUCUCGUCAAUAAUUGCAGACUGUUACAGACUGUGAUCUAGGGUUCUACUCAUCACAACUGCUGUUGUCUUGAUUUUGCUGUCUUCAUUCCCACUGUACUCUUAGAAUGUAUGAAGUGGCAUCUUGUACUUACAUUUCAGGUCACCAGAAUUAUCAGUAAGGUUUCAUGUUGAGUCAACCCUGAGGAUUCUCCUCAGUGUCAUUUCGGCCCCUAGUCUUCUGAUGUGUUUCUGUUUUAUUAAGUUAUUCCUUUUGACCUGCAAGACAUAAUAAAAAAGAAAUGUUCUGCUUG
Molecule: messenger RNA, 4038 nt
Organism: Ixodes scapularis (black-legged tick)
Lineage: Eukaryota; Metazoa; Arthropoda; Arachnida; Ixodida; Ixodidae
Gene: pasha
Product: microprocessor complex subunit DGCR8
Exons: 16
Coding region: 422-2410 (662 amino acids)
Biological process (GO): primary miRNA processing
Cellular component (GO): microprocessor complex
Molecular function (GO): identical protein binding; heme binding; double-stranded RNA binding
Source: RefSeq, a predicted model, not a curated record